CCAGUUUGUGUAGUUUUUUCCCUCACGUGUUGUUUCUCUGCAGGUAUUUUUAAUCUCUGAGAAAUUCCAUCUUCACAGUUCGUAUCAGCUCUGACGCCUAUUGCAGAACCCUCACCACACAGAAACGCAGUCUCCACCAUGGCGUCUAAACUGCUGAUCCAGCAGCCUCAGCCUGUGAUGGUGGUCCAGGACUCAGAUGAGUGGGGGUCUGGGAUCUGUGACUGUUUCGAAGAUCUGCCUGAAUGCUGUUUUGGGUUCUGGUGCUUACCCUGCUUCGCAUGCAGAACCUCCAAGAAAUUCGGGGAGGACCUCUGUAUCCCCCUGCUGGAGCUGUUCUUCGGAGGCCUCAUCCCGCCCAUCACCAUGUCCAUGAGGGUCGCCAUGAGGUACCGCUACGGCAUCAAGGGCUCCAUGUGUAUGGACUGUGUCUAUUCAACCUUUUGCGCCGCAUGUAGCUGGUGUCAGAUGGCCCGAGAAAUAAGGAGGCGAGACCUCCCCAUUGUCCUGGUCAACGCCAGACACAAAUGACUCCGUUUAUCCACCAUUUUCAUUACACUGCAUUUAUAUAGACAGUUAUAACCAGAAUAAAAACAUGUGAUGGUUUCCCUCUGUGUUCAUGUUUGACACACAGUGACAUGACAUUAGGUCAAAUGAGAAGCAGCAGUAAAAUAAAACUUACCUCCAUGUUUUUUUGUUGGAGACUUAAAGAAAAUAUUCUUCUUCUUUUUUCAUAUUUCUGACAGAAUGGACAUCUCAGAACAGUUUCAUUCUAAUAAACUAACAUCUAAUUAGUUAAAGCUACCAUUUCUGAUUUUAAUGAUUUUUUCUGUUUGAAAAAAUAUUAUCCAUAUAACAAAAUACAGUAACAGGAUUGAAAAGUAUAACAUGAAAACAGAAGCAGAAUUUGUUCAAAUAUGCAACAGACUGAUAUACAAAGACAUAGCAUCUGUUGUGACACUGUUAAGAUUUAAUUCAGCAAAUAUAGUAAAUUUGCUAAUAUAUGCUAUGAAAUUCUUUAGUUAUUUGAAAUAUGCUGAUGUAUUCAAGUCUAAAAUGAAUGAAUUCCAUUGUUUUGUUCAUAGUAUAUAUCCUGCAUUAAUUUUAAACGUCUUUCUUUAUCAUGUUUAAGAAAUUUGUACUUACUCAAGUCUUAAUAUCCUUAAUUAAAUGAACACUGAUGACGCUGUACUUUUACUUUACAUUCAAGCACCUUAUUAACUGAGAGGAUGUGUCUAUAAUGAUAAACUUUAGAAAUAAUUUAAAAAAAAAAAAAAAAAAAAAAAAAAAAAGAAAAAAAAAGAAAAAAGAAA
Molecule: messenger RNA, 1310 nt
Organism: Sphaeramia orbicularis (orbiculate cardinalfish)
Lineage: Eukaryota; Metazoa; Chordata; Actinopteri; Kurtiformes; Apogonidae
Product: cornifelin homolog B-like
Exons: 4
Coding region: 139-528 (129 amino acids)
Source: RefSeq, a predicted model, not a curated record